AUGAGUUCGUUCAAUAGAUCGGAAAGAAGAAAAUCUGUGGCGGAAAGAAGACCUAGCGUGCCAUAUAUUGCACCGGUCAUUCCACACUUGGCUGGUUUAGAGAAACCACAAGAGCAUAGCUUGAAAAUGGACCACUGUGACGUGUUGAUUAUGGGUACUGGAUUGGUCGAGAGCAUAUUGGCGGCUGCGUUAUCGUGGCAAGGCGUUGAAAUAUUGCAUAUCGAUAAUAAGCAGUACUAUGGUGAUCUGACUUCGACGUUGACGAUAGACCAAUUGAAAAAAUGGUGUAUGGAAGUCAAUCAAGGCAAGGUACAACAUUUCCAUGAUGCACAAUUCUAUAUGCCUGGGGGAAAACUCAAAGAUCAAUUUCACAGCAAAGAUUAUGGUAUUGACUUGACUCCUAAGAUCAUGUUUGCUCAAUCAGACUUGUUGUCCCUUUUAAUUAAGUCUCGUGUUUAUAAGUACUUGGAAUUCCAAAGUUUAAGCAACUUCCAUGUUUUCGAAAACGAUAACUUUAAUAAGAAACUCUCAAACACUACGAAAGAGGAUAUCUUCACGGAUCAAUCGUUAUCGUUGGUGACUAAGAGGUAUCUUAUGAAAUUUUUGAAAUUUGUUUUACAAGAUAAUAAUGAUCAGAACAAGAAGAGUAUGCUACAGGAUAAUGCUAACGUUCCAAUCGGCGAGUUUUUAACUAAAAAUUUUAACCUUGAAACGCCCCAAAUUAACGAAUUGGUUUAUUCGAUUGGUUUAUGCGCUAAGACAACAACGAAAACACCAGAGGCGUUAACUAGAAUAAAGAGAUUUUUGGUCUCAUUUGAUGUUUAUGGUAACUUUCCGGUGAUGGUCCUGAAAUAUGGUGGUCCCGGUGAAAUUUCACAAGGAUUUUGUCGUAGCGCUGCAGUUGCCGGUACAACUUACAAGCUAAACACUACUUUAGUUGAUUAUGAUCCACAACUGAAGAUUGCAAGGUUCAAUGACGGCAGUAAUAUCAAAAUCAACGAAAAAGUUGUUGUAUCACCUACUCAAAUGCCAAAGUUUUUGCAGCAAAGUUAUAAUGAAAUAACGGAAGACUUAAAACCUUAUAACGUGACUAGAUUAGUGACAAUUGUGAAAAACGAUUGUAAAGAAUGGAUGUCAGAACAAGAAACAUCUGCCAUUGUGGUAUUCCCACCAAACUCUUUACCAACUAGUAACCAGCAAAGUGUUCAAGUUAUAAUACAAAAUGGGGGUUCUGGUGUAUGUCCCGAGGGACAAGCAGUUUGGUUCUCACAUAGUAGUGAGCAAGACUUGAAUAAAGCAAAGCAAGACUUGGAAUGUGCACAUGAAAAGAUGGAGUCAGCUAUAUUGCGUGAAUCGUCCAAUAAUUUAGAUGAAGUUUUAGAUGAUAAAGAUUUUGUUUUGAGUGCCCAAGGUACCCCAGUGUUGGUUAACUCGAUCAAAUUAGGCGAAUCGUUACAAAGCUUUGUUCCUGAAGAGAAAUUAGAAAUUGUUUGCAAGCUCGGGUAUGUUCAAAAGACUUUUGUAAAGCCUGACUUAUCAAAUGUUAUAGCGCCAACACCAGAGAAUAAUGUAUCUUCUGCUACCAUUAGCGACGCCGAAGAUAUUAUUUUCUCAAAUAUGCCAUCGUCCGAAAUUAGUUACGAUGGUAUAAUUGGUGAAUGCAAACUGAUUUUCUCUAGAAUUACAGGAUCUGACGAGGAUUUUUUCGAUGUUGAUUUUGAAGACGAGGACGAUGAUUACAACAACCACCAAGCACCUAGCACCAAUUCCAAAACUACUUCAGAUUCUACCACUACCAACAAUAUUGGCUCGCCUAUAUUGGACAGUGUGCUUGAUGACGAAGGACAUCAUGAACCAUUCGGUGCUGACGAAAUGGAAUUAUAA
Molecule: messenger RNA, 1884 nt
Organism: Debaryomyces hansenii CBS767
Lineage: Eukaryota; Fungi; Ascomycota; Pichiomycetes; Serinales; Debaryomycetaceae
Product: GTPase-activating protein
Exons: 1
Coding region: 1-1884 (627 amino acids)
Biological process (GO): protein geranylgeranylation; small GTPase-mediated signal transduction; vesicle-mediated transport
Cellular component (GO): nucleus; Rab-protein geranylgeranyltransferase complex; cytosol
Molecular function (GO): GDP-dissociation inhibitor activity
Source: RefSeq, a predicted model, not a curated record